Messenger RNA from Actinia tenebrosa (Australian red waratah sea anemone), 4160 nucleotides. RefSeq names its product protein LEG1 homolog. NCBI's taxonomy places the organism in Eukaryota, Metazoa, Cnidaria, Anthozoa, Actiniaria, Actiniidae. The record is from RefSeq and is a predicted model, not a curated record.
AUGUGAAUACUCAAAGCCACUACUGAGAAGGCUAUAUAUUAGCUAAUCUGAUGUGUAGACACCGAAGUUUUUGUUCCUCCUAUAUUUGGAAGUGCUACUUCCAGGUUAAGACCCUGAGUGUUGGUCUGGCAGGGAAAUGAACGUGCAACCUUUCACGACAAAGGACAGCAAAUAAGGCGAAUAAAACUUGAAUCCCUUGCGACAUUCUUUUUAUUACAAUGCGAACGUCCAGCACUGGUAGCAUGCAGGAUCAACUCAUAGGAUGAUGAAGGGCUCAAUCAAUCACGGAGUGCUGGCCUUCGGAGUCAUUCUUAUCUGUUUGUUUCAAGAAGCUUUCUCGGCUAUCAGCAAGGAAACUUCACCCUACCCCCCUGGAUGGGAAAAUGCUGCAUCGUCGUUAGAGGAUUUUCCUGUGAGAGAGAUGGGUGGUAAGAAUGUCACUAUUGUGGACCCGUGGCUUUACAUCGACAGACUAGGAAUUUUCAAAAUUAUGGUUAUCUCAACUGAGAGGUAUUUUUCUGCUUGGGGGUUCAACUACUCGGGCAAUCUUCUUUGGGGAUUGCCCCUUCAGUUUGGCUGGCAGAUGACAACUGGAAGGUUGAGUGUCACGAAACCCCAUUCUCAUGAUCUGUCAAUUAUCACGAAGUUUUCUCCUUCAAGCUGGUGGGCUGACAUGAAUUAUUUCUUGUCGAUCAUUCCAUUCCUUGGAGCCUUGAAUGCUGGUAUCGUUAUAUCGGUUAAAAAUCCACUUAACGUACUCAAACCUUCAAAUGUCUCCAUGGAAUUGCGUGACAAAUUUUGCACCAGUGUAAMAGAAUGUGUGUCAAAACAUUCGAAACUGAUGAAUAGCUGGACAAAAUUCUUUCAGCAUCUACAUGAAAAUACGGAUAAGAAUAAGAAGAAUGAUAAAGAUGCUACCGUGGGUUUGUUGUGGACAGCUCACACGGACUCCAUACGCACUGCAAACCCGCUGUUCCUGGAUCAGCGGGCUCUGCUAUCCACUCCCGAGAUGCACUUCGGUCGAGGAUGGGCUCUUUUGGUUGAUUUCAUCGCCGCAACUUAUUUCCAGACCAAUCUGAACAACACACAUGAACAACAGGCCAUGGCUUUGCCGCCAAGGAUCCUACACAAUACUGAUCAUCCCCCUGACAUUCCUGACUUCAAUAAAGACCAGAAUAAUGCUCUGGUGAUUAUCAACACCAUUUACUAUGUAGAAGAGUUGACAAAUGGAGGGUUUUUGUAUUUAUGGCGCAAAGCAAUGUGUUCUCCUCAAGGAAGAGCAGAUGGAAGAGAAAUGUUAGAAAGCCUUCUACGCCAUCCUUUGGUCGUCGCCAAGGAUUUGGUGAAAUUAGUGCUUGACUUCAUCAAAGAUCAUAACUGCUAAUCAUGAAGCAAAGUAAGAUACGAAAUUUCUUUCAAAUAAGUUUUUUACUAAUGAUGCUUAAGUUUACUGAAUUGAAAGAUUAUAAGUAAGUCAAAAAUUUCACUUGUUGGAUCUAAUAGGUAUGUUUGUCUGUAUCGCUCCGUGGGUAAAAUGGUGCUACCAUUAUGAGACCUGAUUCUAUAUUUUAAAAAAUGAAUAAAAAUACAUGUAAAAAAUGUUGUUAGCAUAACUGCAAUGUACAGCACAACAUCUUUUUGUAAUUACAUUUCAAGAUAUUUGAGAACAAAAUCCAGGAAUUACUUCCACAUGUUCUGGGUAAAGGCUACCACCCUCCUCCCUUUCCCCCAAUUCACCCCCUCCAAUCCCACCCUUUCCCACCCCUCCCAUCUAAAUCGAGUCUCUUAGGCGGACUGGUCAGAAAUUAGCAGGGGGUUUGGGAAAAGAUUGAAGAAAUUUCAAAAUGAUCAAAAAACGUGGAUCUUCAUGACAAACUGCAAUAUCUUUCCACCGUUUUAAUGUAGUGCCACCAAAUUUAAGCACAUACAUUUUGUAUAAUUGUACUAUGUGUCCUCACAAUUUCAUGCAAAAAUAUUGAGUAGAUUUUGAAUUAGAAGAAUUUUCUUGACCAAAGUUGUCGAAAUGUGCGUAACCGAAAACUAGCUGGUUUGAGCAAAUCUAACCAUUUCAAGCGGAUAAUGAUAACUUCUUACAAACAUUUUGGAUAGGAAUGGAUUUUAUACCAGUUGAUAAGAGGUUUCUUCCGCACACUACACCAAAAGUGGAGGAUAAAAUAACAUAAUUCUAGGAAGUUUUUUUACAUGUACCCCUAUAAAAUGCCGCUCAAGUCACAAAAGGGAAAGUUAGGGUUAAGUUGGAAUAAAGUUUUCUCCAGGUUCCAUUUUGUUCGCGAAACCUAAUCUCUUACCAUAAAUAGAAACAAUUCGGUGAAUUCUAAUACACAAUUGAGUCGCUUUCACUAUUUUGCUUUUUUUGAAUUUUUAAUCUCCAACAUUAAAAUGUUACAAAAGGGAACAUCGGCGAAAAACACCGAAAUUAUAGCUUCUUCUACAAGACUUUUUUGUAAGACCUCUUGAAGUAGAAUUCUAAUAUGCGCAUUACCAACUUGUUAGAUAGUUCGUAAAAGUGUAGAAUAGUGUUUUGUUUUGCGGAAUUCGGCGUUUCUCUCUUGUUUUAUCUGUAAGCAUUUAGAUACAUAUUUCACACGUUUUUGCUUUCAUAUGUUUGUAAUCUUUAAUCUGUAAAAAAUACAGCUACUUCUUAUAAUAACAUCAGUUCAUCAUUUUUAUCAUUGCAUUCGUUUAAAUCGUUUCAUCAGUGCAUUAGCGCAUUUACGUAAGAGCCUCAUCGCUUUUAUAUGAAAGAAAACGAAGGAUGAGUGACACAGUCCUGAGUUUUAUAUUUUAAAAUAUCUUACUAAAUUACCUUACUUUACAAACUCAAGGCAGUUAAGGUGCUAACACACGGUGCAACAUUGCAUGCAACAUUGCACGCAACAGGACUGUUGUAGCGUGUCUACCCAAAACUUGUUGCAUGCAACGUUGCAUGCAACAAAUCUGAAGUUGAAUCGCGCUCUACUGUUGCAACAUUGCGCGCAACAAAUUUCAUCAUGUGAACAUGUCUGCAACAUUACCUGCAACAUUCUGAAAUUUCCAGCUAAUCAGCUUGCACUUAAUUUUUAACAUAGCAGGCUGACACAAGCGAUGUUGCAUGAUAUUAUUCCAAUGUCACUCCGAUUCAAAUUUGCUGCUUGCAAUGUUGUGUGCAACGUUGCACCUUGUGUCAGCAGCUUAAACGCCAUUGAAAUCUUGAUGAUAUCAUAAAGGCCAUAACUAUAAUAAGUAUAGCUGAAGUUACUUGCACUACUUCAAUCGUUUGUAGCAUUGUUCUGUGUAAUAAUACCAUUAAACGUCAAGGAAACAAAACACAACCGAACACUGUGUGUGACCAGCACUAAUAACGCCUUCUAAAGUAUGUAAAACUUAGUUAAGAAGUACGGUAGAGGUCAAACUACUUCGUGACAGCAUUUAUUUCGAUAAAAAUUAUUGUAGUUUUUAGUGAAAACUCUGCGCAUGGGCAAUUAGUGUAAGAUACUUGUUAUCAGUUUCAAAGAACAUCAUAGCAACACAAGACUUAAUAAAAGGUAACAUUAGGCAACUAUUACAGCGAGUGGUUGUAGUGCUCUAUUUUAGUCGAAUUUAAUCCCGGGAAAAAAUUUCCUAAAAUGAAAACAGUACGAUAAUGGUGUUCUCUUAGCAUUCCGAUCUACCAUAUUACACUUUUUAUUUAAAAUAAUUAAAAAGGAAUGGCAAAAAAAUGAAGGCAAAUAUAGGGUUACAUAAGGGAACUAUCGAAGUAACUGGCUUUAGUACACUUUUUAUAAUCGAUUAUUAUCCCCAAAAACUUUCUCAGAAAGUGAACAGCCACGAUAUUACUCUUCAAUAGGCAUUUCGAUUUACCAUAUUACUUUUUUUAUUGAAUACAGCCCAAGUUACACUGGUAAUAUUCAUGAUAUUUCAACUACUGUCAAAUUUGUUUACUCUAGUGCAUGCGAAUGCUUUGCAAAUUUUAAUUGGAGAAACUUACCAGUCAUUCCUGUUAACUAUUCAAUGUAAUACAGUAGCUAUUUGCUGUAAUGGUGAUGCAGGAUUUAGGGUAUUUGACUCUCAUGCUUGUAAUCCAUCAGGUCUCCCAAAUCCUCAAGGUACUUGUGUACUCCUCGAUGUUGAUGACUUUAAUAAAUUACUUCCAAAGAUUA